Molecule: messenger RNA, 2271 nt
Organism: Acaulospora colombiana
Lineage: Eukaryota; Fungi; Glomeromycota; Glomeromycetes; Diversisporales; Acaulosporaceae
Source: the annotation of a GenBank genome assembly
AUGAACACAAGCAACCACUCAUCAUCGUCGCACAAGUUAUCAGUCCCAGACAUUAUGCUCACAGUAGCCACGCCGCUCUCUGCAACGUCUGCUGCCUUCAAAGCUUGCAUCCCAAUGGCAGAGGACGAGGUCCAGGAUCCAGAUAAACUGCAAAUUCCGAGCUAUAAACGGAUUCGAACCUCUUCGCAUAAAGCUCCGAAGAACCGAGAGCAGUCGGAGCCUUUGAAGAGAUCAGCAUCCAGCCCAACGCUGGCCGUGGUUGGACAAGUUCCCCGUAUCAUUCCACCUACCAAAGCAGAACCCAAAAAGAGAACCGAUUCUUCGGAGGUUACGAAAAGAUUUGCUGCUAAAGCCCCGUGGUCCAACCAAGGAACAGGUCCAGCCAAGUUGAACCUUUCUUUCUGGCGAACAAACUCGGCAGCUCCGAAGAGAUCUGCCUCUAUCAGUCAAAUUUCGGAUUCUAGAAGGCUUAGAGAUGAAGAAACGCAAUGUGAGCAACGUUCGGUCAGUACCGGCCCAGAAGGGGACCAAGGUAGGACUUUGAAGCACCUAGACGCUCCAUGGCUCAUUCAACCAGUAGAUUGCCAAGGACCCCUAGUGACCAAGACAGAAAGGAACAUGUUGCCACUUCAAGGUCGUCUAUGCAGUCCGGGACUACUCAACAGGAACAUCCUGAGGCAUCCGAAAUUUAAACCAGUCACAAACGCUUCUGCUUCGUCCUUUGGACUUUCAAUAUUGAAUAGAAGUUAUCCUCCUAUCCCACUCUCCAAAUACCGAAUCCGAAAAUAUUCCAGUUUAGAUAUGUCUACUAAGUCGUUGUUUGAGCCCAAGUGGAGGAAAAGUGAUGCAAGCACCGUUUAUGCCAAUACGUCCUUCGAAAUGGCGCAAAUAUACCAAGAAGAGGAUGAUGCAGCCCUAAAUCAACCAUUACUGGGCAAUUCACGCCGAACAGAACCUCGAACGCCGAAUCGAAAGGAGGGCAAGGCCCAGUUGCGCUCCUCGGUCGGAAAUCUCGCAAAUACCAUCCUAGGGACAGGAAUGUUGUCUUUCCCCCUUGCCAUGGCGUCUGGUGGACUUAUCCCCGACGCCGUACCGACGAUCAUCAUUUUUUGCGGUGUCGCAACUGACCUUUCCGAGUGCGUCAGUCUGGGACUCAUGCCGAGUGUCGUGGAAUCACUGUACCAUAACCUACUACCAUCAGAUCCACCAGAGUGGGCACUGUCUGGAAGGAUGUGGAUUUCCAUGUUCAUGGUUAUCCUUGUGCCCCUAUGUUUCCUACGAGACUUGCAUUCGUUACGACAUACCAGCUACGUGGCCUUAUUCUCCGUCGGGAUGAUUGAGCGUGGCGAGGUUCACCUUAUUCACUUUACGCCAUCCUUCAUUGCAAAUUUCCCGGUUCAAUUAUUCCCAAUCUACAACGAACUCAAGAGCAAUACACAAGAACGCAUGAAUAUCGUGAUUGGCUCCUCCAUUGGAGGAGCGUGCAUUAUCUAUGAAAUAGUGGCCGUCUUGGGUUACUUGACCUUUGGCUCAAAGGUUGGCGCGAACAUCAUGGCCAUGUAUCCUGCCACCUCUCUCUUUAUUGCAUUUGGACAAUUAGCCAUCGUCAUUCUCGUCCUAUUCUCUUAUCCUCUCCAAGUGCACCCGUGCCGUAAUUGUCUCGACAAGAUCGUCGAUGCGGUGUUUAAGAAGCAACAACCCACGUCAACCCCUGUUGCAAAUGGAAAUGGGCAUGCAGAGCAUGAAGAAGAUGAGGAUGCCGACUAUGAUCAUGGCGCUCACGACGAAGCGGGCCCGCUCCGGCAUACUCUUCUGACGGCGGCAAUCAUCAUUAGCGGGUUCUCAAUAGCCUACUUUGUGAACAGCUUACAGAUCGGUUCGUUUCCAUUCUUUUCGUUACUACCCGUACUGACCAUCUCUCUCCAGUCCUUUCCUUUGUCGGGUCGACCGGCUCAACUACCAUCUCCUUUAUCCUCCCUGGACUCUUCUUCUCGCGACUGUUUAAGGACGAACCCAAGGAUCGCUUCCUUGUCACCCUUGCCAAGGGUCUCACAGUCUAUGGGAUCUGUGUAUUCAUCUUUUGAACAGUUUGGGCGCUUUGUAACGAACUGGUAUGAUUCUGUAAGCCAUUGGACUGAACGGCCCGUACGAUAUCCUGGCUUUCCCCUGAGAAUCCAUCGAUUUGUAAGAAAAGGAUUGGCUCGGGCCACCCUCUGGCCUCCAGUCGGAUUUGCAACGGCCAAGGUCUCCGCUCUCAGUGCAGUUUUGUGA